AUGAUGAGACUGCCAGUUAUCUUGAUUUGCUUUUCUACCGUAAUUUUUGCGGAAGAAUUCGAAUAUCUGUACAGUACCAAAUACAUUGAUGUCCCCUUGGAUCAUUUCAACUUCAGGUCCAAUGCGACUUUUAAACUGAGGUACCUUAUCAAUGACACUUAUCAUGUGCAAAGAGGUCCGAUAUUUUUCUACACUGGAAAUGAAGGUGAUAUCAACCAAUUUGCCCAAAACACAGGGUUCAUGUAUGACAUUGCUUCAACAUUCAAUGCCUUGCUAGUUUUUGCAGAACACAGGUACUACGGAACUUCCUUACCAUUCGGCAACCUGUCCUACACCACCCCCGAGUACCUCGGCUACCUCUCCUCCGCCCAAGCCCUCGCGGACUUCGCCUACCUCAUCGACGACCUGCAGAGCACCUACGCCGCCACUAGCGACCUCAAAAAGGUGCCGGUGAUCGCGUUCGGCGGCUCGUACGGAGGUAUGCUGGCCGCGUACCUCAGAAUGAAGUACCCGUACGCCGUCGCGGGCGCCGUUGCCAGCUCGGCUCCGAUCUGGCAGUUCCGGGGGCUGACCCCGUGCGAGAACUUCAACAGGAUUGUGACGAACGUGUACGAGGCUCUGGGAGGAGUGAAGUGCAAGGACACCAUCGCGAAGUCUUGGAAAAUAAUCAGAUCUCUGACUGAAACUGAUGAGGGAAAAUCAAAUUUGACGAAACUUUGGAACUUUUGCACGCCUUUGAAAACGUCAGACGACAUCGAUACUCUGGUCGAUUGGCUGACCAACAUCUACGUGAAUGUGGCAAUGGUGAACUACCCCUACCCCACAAGUUUUUUGGCAGAUCUGCCAGCGUAUCCAGUCCGAGCUGUUUGUAGCAAAAUCAACAAUUUCGAUUACAAAAAUGACUUCGGCUUACUUCAGGCUCUAGGAGAAGCCCUUAGUGUUUAUACGAACUACACGGGACGUACCACCUGUAAUGAUAUCAAAGUAGCUGCGAACAUUGGAGAAAAAGGAUGGGGUUUCCAGUCCUGCACCGACAUGAUAAUGCCGAUGUGCUCCACCAGCUUCGACAUGUUCGAGGACGCGCCGUGGGACUUCGAAAAGUACUCCGACGACUGCUACAAGAAGUUCUCCGUGCGUCCGCGCAACGAGCAAGUCCCGCUCCUGGAGUACGGCGGCAAGGACAUCAAAUCCGCGUCGGACAUCGUCUUCAGCAACGGCCUGAUGGACCCGUGGUCCUCCGGAGGCGUGCUGAGCAACGUUUCGGACCGCAUCUCGGCCGUCAUCAUACCCGACGCGGCGCACCAUUUCGAUCUGCGCGGAGCGAACGCCAAUGAUCCGGGGUCGGUGAGGGAAGCCAGGAGGUUCCACGUGAAGCGGAUCCACAAGUGGCUGAACAAGUUCUAUUUCGAGAAUCUGGAUGAUCCGUUGAAGUACAAGUUUUAUGAGACGAAUAGAGUCUGA
Molecule: messenger RNA, 1461 nt
Organism: Phaedon cochleariae (mustard beetle)
Lineage: Eukaryota; Metazoa; Arthropoda; Insecta; Coleoptera; Chrysomelidae
Source: the annotation of a GenBank genome assembly